Molecule: messenger RNA, 1736 nt
Organism: Wallemia mellicola CBS 633.66
Lineage: Eukaryota; Fungi; Basidiomycota; Wallemiomycetes; Wallemiales; Wallemiaceae
Exons: 3
Coding region: 10-1665 (551 amino acids)
Source: RefSeq, a predicted model, not a curated record
ACUGUCAAUAUGCUGCGUAGAAUAACAGCGAAUAUACCCAAAAGUACACCUAGAAUAUGCUCUAAUAGUAAAAUAAUACCAAAUAUAUCAUAUAAACCUAUUUUGGCCCCUAAAGUUAGGUUCUUGUCGCAUAGUCAUGUGAGAUUAGACAAUCCAUUCAACCAGCAACCAUCCCCAGGUCCACAAGUUACUGGUGUUGGAGAAUAUGACGGUGAUAAAUCUAAGAAAAAGAGUGACGAUAAGCAAACGCUUGUUGACGUUCUAUCAAGCAAUCCAGCUUUCGCGGCUGUGGUAUCAACAUUACUCGGUUUAUCUGUAAUUUUUGCAUGUGGAGGUGCCUAUAUGAUUUGGUACAAAUGGAGUGUCCUAAACAAAAUAGAAGAUGCGUUCGCACCAGGUUAUGAUCCAGCUACAGAGCUGGCGAGAAUGUCAGACGAAACUGGGAACUCAGACGAUGAAAUACACAUCAACAGACCAGAACAACCAGUUAUUAAAGACAUUAUAAAUGGAAAUAAACCAGGUAAAUACUAUCUACUCCUUGGCCAAAAAGGUACAGGUAAAGCAACAAUGAUUUUGGACGCUAUGUAUGAAUGCAAUAGCGACAGAAUAGCUUACUGUGAAACGCAUCCAGAUUUGGAAGUCUUCAGAUUACGUAUAGGCAAAGCGCUUAAUUACGAAUUCUUGGAAGACUUCUAUGGUGCGCUCUUCCAACGUCGUGAACCUAGAGAUGCAGGCCCGUUACUUGAUAUUGAAAGAGCCAUGUCGAAGUUAGAGAAAGUUGCAAUGAGAAUACGUCAAAAGAAGGGUAAACCAAUUGUAUUUGUGUUUAACAACCUCCACUUACUCAAUAAUGAUGAAACUGGCGUUGCUGUCAUUCAUCAAUUACAGCAAAGAGCUGAAGCAUGGGCUGAAUGUGGUAUUGCAACUUUUGUAUUCACAAGUGAUGACUACUGGGUAUUAGAUAAGCUCAAGAAAAACGCAAAUAGAAUGAAAAUAUUAUCAGUUAAUGAUUUAGGGCAUGAUGACAGUAUUCGAGCUAUGAAGAGAUUGAGAAAGACACUUUACAAUUACAACAUUGAUGAUCCACUCGUAAGAGAUCUUCCUGACCAGGGUGAAGGUGUCUAUGAAGAAGUUUACAGGUUGAUUGGCGGUAGAAUGUCGCAUAUUGCACAUGUUUCACGCGAAUUUGAUAUGCUUGCUGCUGCACAAAAGCUCGUAGCCGUAGAGAAGGCAUGGUUACAAUCUCAAAUUGGUUUGAUUCCAGACCACGAUGAUGAUGUUAUGGAUGAACAAAAGUGGUCUAGUUGCAGUUGGUGCUUGUUAAAAUACCUCGCUAGACAGAAGACACCAGGAAACGAAGAGGAAGAUGACGAGGAAGAUCUCCCUGAUCCUAUUGAUCCUGCAGCAUCUCCACAUGUUAGUUACUACAAAGCUAGACAACUCAUGACAAGAACAGACUUCCUUGAGCCUCUCGACAGACUUAACAUCGUCAGUAUGGAUGUUAAUCAUAAUGUUAGAAUGGACUCGCAUGUUUUGUUAACUGCUGCAAGAGAAGUAGUCAGUCGAGAAGGUUUCGACCAGGAUCUUGAAACGACAAUGGACAGAGUUUCAGACAUUGAAUGGCUUGGAAGAACCCGCAGACUUGUCGUUACCAAGUCUGUAUAGACAGGCAUACACAUGGACAUUGUUAUGAUUUUUUAAUCGCUCUGCAGAAUUAAAUGAAAUAAUAGAUAUCG